UAACCACCGGCUGUGAUAGAUAAAAUGGCGGUAAAUGUGUACGCUACCAGUGGAACAACGGAGAACUUGUCUAGGCACGACAUGCUCGCGUGGGUCAAUGAUUGCCUUCAGACUAGGUAUGGUAAGAUAGAAGAGAUGUGUUCUGGAGCAGCAUACUGUCAGUUCAUGGAUAUGCUUUUUCCGGGCUGUCUACAUCUUAAAAAGGUUAAGUUUAACACUAAGUUAGAACACGAGUUCAUCAGUAACUUCAAAGUGCUCCAGGCCUCUUUCAAGAAGAUGAACGUGGAUAAGAUCGUUCCCGUGGAUCGGCUCAUUAAGGCAAAGUUCCAGGACAACUUUGAGUUCCUGCAGUGGUUCAAGAAGUUCUUUGACGCAAACUACGGGGGCCAGGAGUACGACGCGUUGGAAAUGCGUGGAGGAGAGGAUGUAGGAUCUACCUCGAAACCUGCACAGAGGUCGGCGAAUAAGGUGCCAGCUACUGGAAUGUAUCUGCCUAAACCAGUUCAAGAUAAGCCAAUGGGAGGAUCUAGACCGUCUCCUUCAAGUGGAAUGCCUAAAAGAAACCUUGCACCAAGGCCGGCAGUUAAUUCAAGACCUGCCCCGCGUCCUGCAGGAGGAGGAAUGAGAUCUCAGAAUGGAGGAGGAGGAGGAGGGAUGAGUGCUGAUGCACAGCUACAGAUUGAAGAUCUCAACGCACAGUUGCUUGAACUGAAGCUGACUGUGGAGGGUCUAGAGAAGGAACGAGAUUUCUAUUUCGGAAAACUUCGAGAUGUUGAAGUUCUCUGCCAGGAAAACGAUUCCGUAGAAGGAGAGGCUGUCAGGAAGGUUGUGUUAGAUAUUCUCUACCAGACCGAAGAAGGGUUCGCAGUUCCGGACGAAGAUGAUGUUCCCCCACCCCCUGAGGAGGAGUACUAGACCCCCCCUCCCUCUUCGGCAAUAUACUGGAAUAUAUAUGUUAAAUUUCCAAUCGUGAACAAUCCUUAUGAUAAAAUAAGUUAAUACUAAGUUAAUAAAAUUGCUUGUGUUUAACUCUCUUGGCCUUCCGAACUUAUUUCAAGCAUUUCUCCGACUUGCCCCGGAACCACCCGCCGUACUCCCGCCUCCUGGACCUGGUCUAGCGGCAACAUAAUGCUGAGAUCGUUGUGAUAUAUUUUAUGUGUUUUCAACUUUUCAUAAAUGUGCCUUUACUAAUUUCUCUCCGCCUGUAUAAUCCAUGAAUCAGUUACCAAAAUACUCAACUUUCAACCACUGUAACGUCAAGAAAUGUUUGGUUAUUUAAGAUUAUUCUAUGAAAAGCUGUAUUUAUUAUAGAUAAUUUUGCUGUUUUAUAACAAAUUUUAAUCCAUUAAAAUAUUGUUUUCUAUUGUAUUUUUUGUAAUCACUUCUUGCUCGAGCAUUGACUUCCUUCCAGA
Messenger RNA from Eurytemora carolleeae, 1412 nucleotides. RefSeq names its product microtubule-associated protein RP/EB family member 1-like (gene Eb1). The record is from RefSeq and is a predicted model, not a curated record. NCBI's taxonomy places the organism in Eukaryota, Metazoa, Arthropoda, Copepoda, Calanoida, Temoridae. Gene Ontology annotation, cellular component: cytoplasmic microtubule; spindle midzone; microtubule plus-end. Bases 25 to 915 code for a protein of 296 amino acids. Gene Ontology annotation, molecular function: microtubule plus-end binding. Gene Ontology annotation, biological process: spindle assembly; regulation of microtubule polymerization or depolymerization; protein localization to microtubule plus-end. The transcript is spliced from 8 exons.